Molecule: messenger RNA, 2051 nt
Organism: Solenopsis invicta (red fire ant)
Lineage: Eukaryota; Metazoa; Arthropoda; Insecta; Hymenoptera; Formicidae
Gene: VhaAC39-1
Product: V-type proton ATPase subunit d
Exons: 6
Coding region: 128-1174 (348 amino acids)
Biological process (GO): proton transmembrane transport; vacuolar acidification; vacuolar transport
Cellular component (GO): lysosomal membrane; early endosome; vacuolar proton-transporting V-type ATPase complex
Molecular function (GO): proton-transporting ATPase activity, rotational mechanism
Source: RefSeq, a predicted model, not a curated record
ACGUGAGCUCGCGGCAAACUUCGGCUAGCUCGGUCAUAUGAUUUUGUGGAAAAGGGCGAGCCUCAAGUCUGACGUUUGACACAUCAAUCUCUCGCGUCUACACAUUUGGGGAAAUUUCGGUCGCGACAUGAAGGGGUGCAUAUUCAACAUCGACGGUGGUUAUCUGGAAGGUUUAUGUCGCGGUUUUAAAUGUGGCAUAUUGCAGCAAAGUGAUUAUUUGAACCUAGUCCAAUGCGAAACGCUCGAAGAUUUAAAGCUACAUUUGGCUGGUACAGACUAUGGCAGCUUCCUGGCCAAUGAACCAUCUCCACUUUCUGUUAGUGUGAUCGAUGACAAACUAAGGGAAAAACUGGUCGUGGAGUUUCAACAUAUGCGCAAUCAUUCUGUUGAGCCUUUGUCUCAGUUUCUGGAUUUCAUCACUUACAGUUAUAUGAUUGACAAUAUUAUUUUGUUAAUUACUGGUACUUUGCAUCAACGACCUAUUUCAGAAUUGAUUCCCAAGUGCCAUCCGCUUGGUAGCUUUGAACAGAUGGAGGCGAUUCAUGUCGCUGCCACGCCUGCUGAGUUAUAUAAUGCUGUAUUGGUAGAUACACCUUUAGCACCUUUCUUUGUGGAUUGCAUUUCCGAGCAAGACUUGGACGAGAUGAAUAUCGAAAUAAUAAGAAAUACACUUUACAAGGCUUAUCUGGAAGCAUUUUAUAAAUUUUGCAAAGAUCUUGGUGGCACAACUGCAGAUACCAUGUGUGAAAUACUUGCUUUUGAAGCAGAUAGAAGAGCGAUCAUUAUAACCAUCAACUCAUUUGGUACUGAGUUGGGUAAAGAUGAUCGUGCGAAAUUAUAUCCACGCUGCGGUCGUUUGAAUCCAGAUGGACUGGCAGCUUUAGCGAGAGCCGAUGAUUAUGAACAAGUGAAGGCUGUAGCGGAAUAUUACGCCGAAUAUAGCGCUUUAUUUGAAGGAGCAGGUAACAAUCCUGGUGAUAAGACCUUGGAAGACAAGUUCUUUGAGCACGAGGUCCGUUUAAACGUUCAUGCAUUCCUUCAACAAUUUCAUUUUGGAGUGUUCUAUAGCUACUUGAAAUUGAAGGAGCAAGAGUGCCGCAAUAUCGUAUGGAUCGCGGAAUGCGUUGCUCAAAAACAUCGUGCUAAAAUAGAUAAUUAUAUCCCCAUAUUUUAAACUAUGUAAUUACAUUGAACUGAUAUUGAUCAUUUAUACAGGGUGUCUGAUAAUUAAUGAUAAAUCUCGCAUGUAGGUAGAAUGGAUCAAACUAAGUCGAACAGUCCUAUACCACUUUGCGAUCCUUGCAAUAGUUAACGAGUUAUAAAUUAAUAAAAAUUCCGAAUUAGUCCUGCCCAUCGCCAAAUUCAAGCGUGCGAUCGAGAUUGCCAAGCGCGCUGGGCGGGGUGUUUACUGCUUGCUGCAGGGAGCGGCAAUGGCUACGCAAAAACUACGCGUAACGCGAGGCCCCCCGCUCUGGAGCAAGCAGUACACAUCUCGCCCUGCACGCUUGGCAAUCUCGAUCGCACGCUUGGAUUUGGCGGUGGAAUUGGCGGGUCUAAUUCGAAAUUUUUAUUAAUUUAUAACUCGUUAAACUGUUGCGAGGCUCGCAAAGUGGUACAGGACUUUUCGACUCAGUUUGGUCCAUUCUACCUGCAUGCGAGAGAUUUAUCAUUAAUUGUCAGACACCCUGUAUUUACUUUUCCAAUAGUCUAAUUUUCUUUUGCGUAAUGUAAAAUUACACGGUAAUAGUACCAGAAAAGCGCUUAGACAUUUGUGUAGUAAUAUUACAAAAAAAUUUAUUUUAAAAAACUAAAUGUUGUAUGUAUCUAUCGAAGAAUAUUGACAUAUGUAUGUGUUAAAAAUUAUAAUUUAAAAUCAUUACGCGAGUUCAAAUGAAAUAGCAAAAUUAUAUAUGUACAUAAUGUAUCUUACUGUAAUCUUCAAUGUAAAUCAUUUUCAUAUAUUAUUGUAAUUCACAUAUUAUAUUUCAUAUAUUAUUAACACAAAGCUGUAUUACAAAAUAAUAAAAAUAUAUUGCAUUCCAUACAAUUAA